Uranotaenia lowii is the source of this 1104-nucleotide messenger RNA. RefSeq lists its product as uncharacterized. Lineage: Eukaryota; Metazoa; Arthropoda; Insecta; Diptera; Culicidae. The record is from RefSeq and is a predicted model, not a curated record. Bases 1 to 1104 code for a protein of 367 amino acids. The transcript is spliced from 3 exons.
AUGGCUGAUCCAGAGCAACUUCAAGCUCUAACACGGAUGUUGGCCGAUGCCCUAAAAUCAUCGCUUCGGUCUUUGGGUCCCCUCAAUGCAGCCCCGCCAGCAGCAGAAGCAGCUGCGAAACCGCCGUCAUUUUCUGUUUCGGAAUAUCGUUCUUCGGAGGAUUCGACAGUGGCCGACUACUUCAAACGUUUCGAGUGGGCGCUGGAGUUGAGCAAAAUUCCGGAGGAGCAGUAUGCGCAUUAUGCUCGCGUGUACAUGGGAGCGGAACUCAACAACGCCAUCAAGUUUCUCGUGAGCCCGCAGGAUCCAGCCGAAUUGCCGUUCGUCGAUAUACGGAACAAAUUGGUGGAGCACUUCGACCACCCAAAGGAUAAUUUUCGGCUCAUUUUUGUUCUGGGCCAGACCUCUGUUCUCUGUGCCGAAACGUUCAACGCGGCAUUUGAAGUUGCACACACACUAGAAGCCACUCGCAACUCAGCCAAUGAAGUGCAAACGGCAAAGCCGUCAGUGUAUGGAGAAUCGACGAACAAGCUGGGCUUCGAAAAGCCGAAGACGAGAAAGGGAAAAUCGAUCAAACUUUCCUCUCACAAACACCAGCGCACGGAGCCGAAGGAAAGUGCAGAAGGAAACGUCAAAAAGUGCAACGGAUGUGGUGGUCAACAUAAGAGAAGUGAAUGCAAGUAUCGUGACGCAGAGUGCUUCACCUGUAAAGGAAAGGGCCACAUAUCAACAGUGUGCAGGAGUGGCAAGCAGAAAUCUCAACACCGAUCGACCUACCAGGUUCAGGCGCACCAACAACCGGCAGCGCUAGUGGACGAGGUUCAGUCGUUGAGCAAAAUUCAUUCUUUUGCCGCAUCAAAACAAGUGAUUAACGUCAACAUCGACGGCUACGAAAUCCCAAUGGAAGUUGACACGGGAGCCCCCUGUGGAAUCAUCAGCGAAAACAAAUUUCGAUCAAUCAAGCCAAAGUGUGUCCUCUUGAAAUCGGACCGCCAGUUCAGCAGCUAUACCGGGCAUCCCAUCGUAUGCUUGGGGAGCCUUCCAGUGAACGUCCGCAUCGGAAAAACAACCCAGAGUGGAUUUCCCAAUUUGCAGCGGAAGUGA